GCUGGGCGAAUAACAGGGCUGUCGCUCGCAGGGCGCUGGGCGGGGCCAGGCACAAAGGGGGCUGGGCGGUGCACCCUGCGCAGCCCCAGGGUAAAGUCGAGCGGUGCAGCUACCCUGAGCUGUUCCCGAGCCUGUUCCUGUUGCCUUGCCCCCUGGAUGCUCCCACGGCCCAGCCUGUCCCUUCUGCCUCGAUUCUGCUCCUUCCUCCCCUUCGCCACCAUGAGCAGCAAAACCAGCACCUUCCACUUGCAGCAACCACUCAACUACCGGGCUGGGGCCCGAAUUCAGCCUGUGGAUGGAAGCCACAGUGAGGAAGUGUAUGAGCCAGCAACAGGUCGAGUGAUGGGCAAGUUUCUAUUCUCUGGGGAGAAGGAGGUGGAUCUGGCUGUGCAGAGUGCCAAAGCUGCCUUUAAGAUAUGGAGCCAGAAAUCGGGCAUGGAGCGGAGCAGGGUUCUGCUGGAGGCUGCCAGGAUUAUCCGGGAACAGAGGGAAGAAAUUGCCACCAUGGAAACCAUCAAUAAUGGGAAAUCCAUCUUCGAAGCCAGAGUGGAUGUUGACAUAUCUUGGCAGUGCUUGGAGUAUUAUGCAGGUUUAGCGGGGGCUAUAGCAGGUCAGCACGUCCAGCUUCCUGGGGGAUCCUUUGCUUACACCCGAAGAGAGGCGCUUGGGGUAUGUGUUGGGAUCGGAGCCUGGAACUACCCCUUCCAGAUUGCCUGUUGGAAGUCUGCCCCAGCCUUGGCUUGUGGUAACGCCAUGAUCUACAAGCCAUCUCCCCUCACCCCCAUCUCAGUGGUAAUGCUGGCAGAGAUCUUCACCCAGGCCGGUGUGCCCAAUGGGCUAUUCAACGUGGUGCAAGGGGGAGCUGCCACUGGCCAGUUUCUGUGCCAGCACCGGGAUGUGGCCAAAGUCUCUUUUACUGGGAGUGUACCAACUGGUAUCAAGAUCAUGGAGAUGUCAGCCAAAGGGAUCAAACCAGUCACCCUGGAGCUGGGGGGCAAGUCCCCCCUCAUCAUAUUCUCUGACAGCGUCCUAGAGAAUGCCGUGAAUGGAGCCCUGAUGGCCAACUUUCUCACGCAGGGCGAGGUUUGCUGCAAUGGCACUCGAGUGUUUGUGCAGAGGGAGAUCCUGGAGGCCUUCACGGAGGAAGUGGUGAAACGCACCCAGAAGAUUAAAAUUGGAGAUCCACUUCUGGAAGACACAAGGAUGGGGGCCCUCAUCAGCCGCCCCCACCUGGAGCGAGUCCUGGGGUUCAUUACUCAGGCGAAGGAGCAGGGGGCAAGGGUGCUGUGUGGUGGGGAGCUGUAUGUUCCUGAUGACCUCAAGCUGAAGAAUGGCUACUACAUGCGACCCUGCGUGCUAGGGGACUGCAGAGAUGACAUGACGUGUGUGAAAGAGGAGAUCUUUGGGCCUGUCAUGUCCAUCCUACCAUUUGACACUGAGGAGGAGGUCCUGGAGAGAGCCAAUAACACCACCUUUGGGCUGGCAGGUGGUGUUUUUACCAGGGAUAUCCAGCGGGCUCACAGGGUGGUGGCUGCUCUCCAGGCUGGAAUGUGCUUCAUUAACAACUAUAACAUCAGCCCUGUGGAGCUGCCCUUUGGAGGAUACAAGAUGUCUGGGUUCGGCAGAGAGAACGGCCGGGCAGCAAUGGAGUAUUACUCGCAGCUGAAAACAGUCUGUGUGGAGAUGGGUGAUGUGGAAUCUGUGUUCUGAUGGCAUGGGCCUCGCAGAAGAGCAACAGGCUGUCCCACUCAGUCAGCCAGAGAUUUCUACUAGAACUUCUAGAUGACCCUAACAAAGUGCUCUGAAUGUCCUGUGCAAAUGGGGGAAGCUGGGGUGGGGUAGUGUGCUGCAAUCCUAUGCAUUUGGGGGGGGCUGGGACACAAACAGUUGGGGUUCAGGUUUGAGUGUCCCAUUCUCCACAAUCUGCCUGGGGGGCCUAGGACUAAAAUCAGAUUAAGUGACCUUGAUUCAUCGCAAGCAACUGUUGCUACUGAAGUUAGUGCCAGUAGACACAGCAGCUGUUUAGUGUAACAAUUUCUGAUUAACUACUGAGUCAUGCUCUUACAGUUCAUUGUGCAUGGAGAAAACCUACAGUGAUGCUAUAGUCUCUGUAGCCAGAGGUUUCCUUCAUUCACAUGGAGCUGUAUGAGAGCCUUGGUAGAAGCAUGACGGACUUCUCCUCCUAGACCAUUUCUGAACAGCAAUGCCCUUAUCCUAAACUAUUUCAGCAUAGAGGGGCGUUAAAACACUGUUUGGCCAUCUCUAUAUGGGAAUGGUUGCUGACAGAGGCUUGGUUGGGUCUUUUUCCAAAUAUAGCUCAUUGUGCAGUGAGGACAGCAGUGUAUAACGGCAUCCACCUGCAGCUAUGGAAUAGUGCUAGCGCUCUACCCUAGAAUCACCUAGGGGUAGUUGCUGGUUUAGUGAAAGUUAUUUUGUUAUCCCCCAGGGCACCAACAAUUAGGCAAGCUGUUCUUUAUGUACACAUGCAAUUGGAGUAAGUGUUUUAUACUCCUUUAUUUUAGCAAUCAAAUAAAAGUGCUGGUAUAUGGCCUUAUCUGAAAGAUCUGUGUGUGGAAGAAUGGGAGCUGUAGCUUGAAGUGCUGGCUUCCCCUGGGAGAAGACUGUUAGUAUUGUAGCAGUCAGUACAAGGGUCACUUGCAAUGCAGUUAAAGAAAUCCUGCCAGCUGUUUUAGAGAGGAGCUACAGCUCUCAAAUGUGGGGUAGAGGACUAGUAUGUGAGCAGGGAACGAGCAUUGAGCAGGCUCAAGCCAUCCAGCUUGGAGUUUAGCAAAGUUAACUCAUAAGAGUACCAUCUACAGCAGAGCUACAGCCUAGAUCACUCGCUGCAUAAAGGACUUAGAGGGCAACAAGAUCUUUAAAUCAAGUGUAGUAUCAAAGGGAAAGGCUCAGAAGGGCACUGCCAAGUGCAAAACUGCCUCCUGUGGCUCUUUCAAGAGAUGAGUUUCUGUUACUCCUCCAGAAAGGUGGCGAUGUACAAUGCAGUUAGCACGGUGUUCAGUUCUAGGACAUCAGCAAGCUAGUGCUGCACUGGCAGCUGUUGAGAGCAGACUGCACCCACCCGUAGAGAGACUGACUGUGGAAGAAUUAAAAAGCUGUAUAUGGCUAACUUAGCUAAACAGGAGUAGGUAAAGAGAUUAACAACACUGAGGCAUUGAGCAUAAGGAACAAAAGGGUGAAAUUAAGGAUAACUGGAGUUUUGCCUGUUCAAAAGUUAGUGCACAAUACUGAAUUGU
Molecule: messenger RNA, 3254 nt
Organism: Mauremys reevesii (Reeves's turtle)
Lineage: Eukaryota; Metazoa; Chordata; Testudines; Geoemydidae
Gene: ALDH9A1
Product: aldehyde dehydrogenase 9 family member A1
Exons: 12
Coding region: 157-1710 (517 amino acids)
Molecular function (GO): 4-trimethylammoniobutyraldehyde dehydrogenase (NAD+) activity; aminobutyraldehyde dehydrogenase (NAD+) activity
Source: RefSeq, a predicted model, not a curated record